Messenger RNA from Papilio polytes (common Mormon), 2025 nucleotides. RefSeq names its product inositol-trisphosphate 3-kinase A (gene IP3K1). Gene Ontology annotation, biological process: inositol phosphate biosynthetic process. Gene Ontology annotation, cellular component: nucleus; cytoplasm. Gene Ontology annotation, molecular function: inositol-1,4,5-trisphosphate 3-kinase activity; inositol tetrakisphosphate kinase activity. Bases 503 to 1816 code for a protein of 437 amino acids. NCBI's taxonomy places the organism in Eukaryota, Metazoa, Arthropoda, Insecta, Lepidoptera, Papilionidae. The record is from RefSeq and is a predicted model, not a curated record. The transcript is spliced from 5 exons.
UGCCUCGACCAUUGUUAGAUCAAACAAUUUAACGUCUAUCGCAAACAGACAAUAACAUUCUAUUAUGUAUUUACGAUGAUGGCAGCUCCAUCUGCGCUCACGUCAAUUGUUUAUUUAUCGAAAAUAAUGUAGGUAUGAUAUAAAAUAAAUAUGUACAACGACCGCAGUGUGUCGCGACCGCGGUUGAUGUGUGUCGUGCGGUGUGCGGUGAGCGGUGUGCGCGGCUCGCUUAUCGUAUUCGCACACGCUUGUCGAUAAGGUCCGUUGUCGAUGAGUACACUACGAAAUCGACGACGGGGAAGUUUGCGUUACUCAUUAUCGCCAUAAAGUACGAUAAUCCGCGUCGGUGCGUGCGCCGGCCGCCGCCGCGCCAGUGAGCCCGCCGGCCGCGCGCCGACAAGCGCCAGCCGCGAGGAACGAUGGUGUACCGGACUGUGUGAUCGAACCGACGUAGGUUCACCUGUGUAGAACUGGUGUUUCGCGACUUGGCCUAUAGGCCGAAAUGUCGCCGCCGCGCUUCAACUUUCCGCCGACGAGUUACUCCGCGGUGUAUGGCGACGUGACGAGUGCGAACGUGAACAACGGUGCCGCUGUUGUCUGCGACAACGACCUACGAAGUUAUCUCGGCACACCCACACAAGCACCUCCUUCACCCUCGCUGUUCGGUUGUUUUAAUUGUGCUUUUCGGAACGGCAUAAAUGUUCUCCGUAAAAAUAAACCAGCUGCAAAGGUUAAGGUUGCAUCUGGCAAGGACGAGGACCGCUGGCGCGGCAAGGACGAGGGCGCUCUCUUCAAACGCUGGAGACGCACGCCCUCAGCUGAGCCCGUUCCCGCAGUCACCGCUCCUGCCACUCCGCAGUCGCAACCUUCGGAUUUACUCAAGUUUUUAGCUAUUAAUGCAUUAGAAUUAUCUGCUCCGGCUUCGGAUGCGCUAUUGAAGUCGAGAUCGUCGGAAUGGUUCCAGCUGUCGGGACACCCCGGGUCUCUGGCGCCGGCCGGACCUGGAACCGUGUGGAAGAGGCGCGCGGCCGGCGACCACCCGGCCCACAACCCCGAGCGCGAUGCCUACGAAGCGCUCGCCGCCUGCCCCUACAUGCGUUCCGCCAUCCCGCGCUACUACCGCGAACUAGAGUACGGCGGCGAGCACUUCAUCGAGCUGCAGGACCUCUUGCAUGGAUUCCGUGAUCCACACGUCAUGGACAUCAAGAUGGGCACGCGCACCUUCCUCGAGGACGAGGUCAGCAACGCACGUGCGCGGUCCGACCUCUACGAGAAAAUGGUGCGGUUGGAUCCGAACGCCCCCACCGAAAGCGAGCAUGCAGCCCGCGCAGUCACAAAGCUACGUUACAUGCAAUUCAGAGAACAGCAGUCUUCCUCUGCCGAUCAGGGGUUCAGAAUUGAAGCCGUGAAGCUGCCGGGGCAGCCUCCUCUCACAGACUUGCAGAAAGUCAAGGAGCCGAACCAGCUGGCCGCAACCAUAGCGCGUUUCCUAGGCGACGAGAAACGUGCCCGGCGUGCUAUCGCAGCACGCCUUCGUGAGAUAAGAGACCUCUUCGAGCGCUCGGAGUUCUUCCGAACGCAUGAGAUCGUCGGCAGCAGUAUCUUCAUUAUUUACGACGACGAGCGAGUGGGUGCCUGGUUGAUAGACUUCGCAAAGACACGUCGCGUGCCCGAUGACAUUGUUGUUAACCAUCGUGCGCCCUGGAAACAAGGAAAUCACGAAGAGGGUUUCCUGUUUGGACUCGACAGGCUGAUUACCAUCGUAGAAACUGCCGGACUGUCUAAAAAAGACAGCGAGCCAGAGGUGACACGUUGAACGUGGUGCGAGGGAAACUUGGACUCGCUCCGCGGCCGCUGACCGCUCGGCCCCUGCGCCCACUGCUCUUCCUGCGUCAGAGUAACGCUAGGAGAUGUACAGAAUAUACUGUUUGUGUUUGUGCAUAUGAAAGAUAAUGCGAUUGUUUCGCUUUAUAAAACUGAUCUAGUCCUUAAUAAAUAAUUUAAAAUAAAGUAUCAUUUUCGUAA